AUGUCUGGUUUUGGAAAUUGGUACAAAGAGCAACAAGCCGAAAGCGGUGGAGGCAAUGGAGGCGGUAGUGUUGGGAACAGCUUUUUUGGUGUCGAAAUCCCUGAUUUCAAUGUCAAUACAGACCAAAUCCUUCCUCUAACCGAAGGCAUGCCCAACAUGCCCAACAUGAGCAUGCAGAACAUUCGAGAGACGAUGGAAUCACAAAUGCCAAAGAAGAUUAUGGGGAUGAACUAUCAACAGCGAUUCAAGGUCUUCACGGCUCUCCUCCUGCUGUCGGCUCUGUUCUUUGCGUUGGCUUUUAGUGUGGGAAUGCCAAUGAUUACCGUGCGACCGCAAAAAUUCGCAAUAAGCUUCACUUUCGGAAGUCUCCUCUUCAUGGGCAGCUUUGGCAUUCUCAAGGGCCCAUGGGAACAUUUGAAGGGAAUGUGUGCUGGAGACAGAAUGUAUUUCACAACAAUUUACGUGGGGAGUAUGAUUGCCACGCUUCAUUUCACAUUCAACAUGGGAGGCCCCAAAGGAUAUGUCAUUGUCAUGGCGGCUUCUGGCUGUCAGCUUUUGGCUCUCGUAUACUACCUGGUUAGCUUCUUGCCCGGUGGAGCAACGGGAAUGCGGAUCCUGUUGGCUGCCAUGUGCCAAAUGCUGAAACCAGUCUUUAUCUUGUGCGCCAAAUUUCAAGCAAUCUGCAUGGCAAAAUGCUGUAGUUUCCUCGUCAGAAGAAGGUAA
Molecule: messenger RNA, 723 nt
Organism: Seminavis robusta
Lineage: Eukaryota; Bacillariophyta; Bacillariophyceae; Naviculales; Naviculaceae
Source: the annotation of a GenBank genome assembly